Messenger RNA from Centrocercus urophasianus (Greater sage-grouse), 1486 nucleotides. It is a transcript of the gene TRMT10A, whose product is annotated as tRNA methyltransferase 10A. The record is from RefSeq and is a predicted model, not a curated record. Gene Ontology annotation, cellular component: nucleoplasm; nucleus; cytosol. Gene Ontology annotation, biological process: tRNA N1-guanine methylation. Gene Ontology annotation, molecular function: tRNA binding. NCBI's taxonomy places the organism in Eukaryota, Metazoa, Chordata, Aves, Galliformes, Phasianidae.
GGGCGGGGAGGGCGCGCGCGUGCGCUCGAGAGGCGGUUGUUCCUCCGAAGGCCUGGCGCGUGGGGCGGCGCGCGGAACUGGUGAGAUGAAAAGUUGUUUUUCGUGACAUAUUUAUCACGCGGAUGAGAUACAAGUCAGUAAGCCAGCCAGGAGCUCAUGUCAUCAGGAACACCAACAGAAAGCACCAUGCCCCCUGAUGCGCCUGAGGUGGAAGCAAAGGUGAAGUCGUGUGACAGGCAAGUAGAAAGACAGGAGGAAGGCACAGGCAAAGCAGAAUGCCUUGAGCCCAUGUCCAAGAGGCAAAGGAAGAAACUACUGAAGCAAAAACAGUGGGAAGAACAGAAGGAUCUCCGAAGGCAGAAACGAAAAGAAAAACGCCAGAAGAGAAAAUUAGAACGUCAGUCAAAAUCAGACACCAGUAAUGAAGGGAAUGACAGAAAGCGUAUGCGAAGGGAAGUUGUUCCCAGCACGCUUCGCCUUGUUGUGGACUGCAGCUUUGAUGACUUGAUGGUGCUAAAGCUUCUGGCUCAUGGUAAAGCAUUUUGUGGUGGUCUGUCUGAAGGACUAUGUAAAAACAAAUUGUGUUGUAUACAGGAUGUUAAGAAGCUUCACAAGCAAAUUCAGAGAUGUUAUGCAGAAAAUCGCAAAGCAUUCCAUCCUGUGCAGUUCUACUUGACCAGCCAUGGGGGACAGCUGAAGAGCAAUAUGAAUGAAAAUGACAAAGGAUGGGUCAACUGGAAGGAUAUCCAAAUUAGAACAGAGCACUACAGUGAGCUAAUAAAGAAAGAAGACCUAGUGUACCUCACCUCAGAUUCCCCAGACGUUCUUGGUGAGCUUGACGAGAGGAAGGCUUAUGUGAUUGGAGGACUGGUGGAUCAUAAUCACCACAAGGGAAUUACUUACAAAAAAGCUGUAGAGCAAGGAAUCGGUCACGCACAGCUCCCUCUGGGAAGCUUUGUGAAGAUGAACAGUCGGAAAGUGUUAGCAGUCAAUCAUGUGUUUGAAAUCAUCCUUGCGUACCUGGAGAAGAGAGACUGGAAGGAGGCCUUUUUCAGUGUCUUGCCACAGCGGAAGGGGGCAGUUCCUUUGGGGGAAGCCAGUGAUUCAUCCCAACGUGCCCUAUGUGAGAAAGAGGGUGAAGACAAGGACUCAGACAGCAAUUAGCCUGCAGAAUAAGAAGAUGGGAAAGAUGAGACAUGGAGUUUGUGGGAUAACACUGAGACACGAAGCAGUUAAGCUCUGAAGAUCAUCUGCUGCCCUUGUGAUACUUAAUUGUCUCAGUGCUUGGUAGCUUCAGAGUUGGGUCAAAGUUGUUCUUGGACAGAAAGGGUAAAAACAAAUGCAGUUUUUAUCCUGAAACUUCUAUAUUAAUAGCUUUAAAAAAUAAAUGAAUAGCAAAUGCAGAAUUUAUUUUGUUUACCAAGGAAGCUAUGUUAUUUAUGUGGUUUUUGUUUUUUUAAUAAUUGCUUGGAUAUAUUACCCAAAA